Symsagittifera roscoffensis is the source of this 788-nucleotide messenger RNA. RefSeq names its product soma ferritin-like. The record is from RefSeq and is a predicted model, not a curated record. Lineage: Eukaryota; Metazoa; Xenacoelomorpha; Acoela; Convolutidae. The coding region runs from base 163 to 681 and encodes 172 amino acids. Gene Ontology annotation, biological process: intracellular iron ion homeostasis; iron ion transport. Gene Ontology annotation, molecular function: ferric iron binding; ferrous iron binding. The transcript is spliced from 5 exons. Gene Ontology annotation, cellular component: cytoplasm.
AAAUAAAUGGCACAAACAAAAGUGGAACAAACAAACUAGCCCAUCUUUAGAACAAUUCAGUCUUCUCAUCGGCAGUUCGCUCUUUCCAUCCAAACCAACUAACUCCCAAUUUUGCGAGGCUUCAACUACUAAGCAGCAAUCAACUUAACAUAACUCCUAAAGAUGUCAAGUAAGUCGCAGUGUCGUCAAAACUUCCACGAAGAGUGUGAGGCGGGUGUGAACAAACAGAUCAACAUGGAACUGACAGCCUCAUACGUCUACCACUCCCUCGCAUUAUACUGCGACAGGGACGACGUCGCCCUCCCGAACCUACACAAGUUUUUCCUAAAGAAUUCAGAGGAGGAGCGUGAACAUGCGGAGAAGCUGAUGAAAUAUCAGAACAAGAGAGGCGGCAGAAUUGUUCUGCAGGACAUCAAGAAACCAGAGGCAACUGAGUACGGAAGUAUAGUGGACAUGCUCUCGUUGGCACUUCAGUUGGAGCGAGAUGUCAACCAGUCGCUUCUGGACAUGCAUGGUCUGGCUGAGAAGAACGGGGACCCCCAAUUUACAGAUUUUGUCGAAGGAGAGUUCCUCAAAGAACAGGUGGAUGCUAUCAAAGAGUUGGGAAGCCUGCUGUCUAGGGCCAAGAGGUGCGGGUCCGGACUGGGAGAAUUCCAGUUCGACGACGAGGCGCUCGGUUAAAGAAUGCCAUCAGAAGGAAUCAGAGAAAAUUUAUGAAAACUAGAAACCGAUAGUAUUUUUUCAUUCUUCACUGGUUAAACUCGAAUAUAAUAAUUUAUGAUAUACUU